This is a messenger RNA of Mercurialis annua (annual mercury), 1616 nucleotides long. RefSeq names its product multiple organellar RNA editing factor 8, chloroplastic/mitochondrial-like. The coding region runs from base 59 to 1441 and encodes 460 amino acids. Lineage: Eukaryota; Viridiplantae; Streptophyta; Magnoliopsida; Malpighiales; Euphorbiaceae. Gene Ontology annotation, cellular component: mitochondrion. The record is from RefSeq and is a predicted model, not a curated record. Gene Ontology annotation, biological process: mitochondrial mRNA modification; cytidine to uridine editing. The transcript is spliced from 4 exons.
UAUCUUAAACCCUAACUCUCCUCUAAUAAACCUCUCUAUUUUGCUCUCUGCACCAGUAAUGGCGACACAGAUCAUUUCCCGCUCUUUCCUGCACAGACAAACAAUCUUUUCACUUCUCAGCCGCUCCGUCACUCCACUCCCAACACCACCACUCAUCUCUCGCUCUUUCACUCUCAUCCGCCCACUCUCCGCCGCGGUCCACUUCCCUCUGCCGUCCUCUUCUAUCGCCUCCACCCGCUCGUUAUCGACCCGUGCUACCAGGUCUUCGCUUAACGAUCCUUCUCCUAAUUGGUCUAAUAGGCCGCCCAAGGAAACAAUUUUGCUCGACGGCUGUGAUUUCGAGCACUGGCUUGUUGUUAUGGAACCGCCUGUGGGUGAUCCUACCAGAGAUGAAAUUAUUGAUAGCUAUAUCAAAACCCUCGCUGCUGUCGUUGGCAGUGAGGAGGAAGCGAGGAUGAAAAUCUACUCAGUUUCACAUAGAUGCUACUUUGCAUUUGGAGCUCUCGUGUCCGAAGAGCUCUCUUACAAAAUAAAAGAAUUGCCUAGGGUUCGUUGGGUCCUUCCUGAUUCAUACUUGGAUGUUAAGAACAAAAAUUAUGGAGGGGAACCUUUCAUUGAUGGGAAAGCUGUUCCAUAUGAUCCCAAGUACCAUGAGGAAUGGAUAAGAAACAAUGCAAGGGCAAAUGAGAGAAACAAGCGUCCUCGUAACCCUGAUAGGCGUACUACUACUACCUAUGAUAGGAGGAGGGAAGGCAUGCAGAACCGCGAUUUCCAGAAUACCACUCCACCAAUGGGUAACCAAAGCUUCCAGAAUUCUCAAUCCAACAUGGGUAUGCCCAAUCAGGGCAUGCAGAAUACUCCAUCUAACAUGGCUGGAAUGCCACAGAGCAACAUGGGUCGACCAGGUGGGCCACCUCCGCCGCCUCCUAACAACUAUAUGGGUGGACCCUCACCCCCACCACCGAACAACUUUAGGGGUGAGCAGCCACCCCCAUUGCCGAACAACUAUAUGGGUGGACCACCACCCCCACCGCCGAACAACUUUAUGGGUGGACCACCACACUCACCGCCGAACAACUUUAUGGGUGGACCCCCACCACCGAACAAAUUUAUGGAUGGACCCCCACCCCAACUGCCGAACAAUUAUUUGGGUCGUCCACAGAAUAUGGGAGGAAUGCCGCAAAAUAACAUGGGAAGCAUGCCUCCCAACAACAUGGGAGGAAUGCCUCAAAACAACAUGGGAAGCAUGCCUCCCAACAACGCCGGAGGAUUUCAACCAAAUGCAGGAUGGUCCAAUAACAUGGGAGGGAAUAUGCAGCAGAACUAUCAGAAUGUACCGAGUAAUGAAGGCAUAUCUCCACAAGGUGCUCCAUCAAACUACCCCAACUACAAUUCAAACAGGGAUGAGGAUGCACCUGUCAGAAAAUUCUAUUCAGCAUGAUUUUAGAAGCAACUAAGCAUGCACUGUAUAUAUACAAGGAGGAUUCAUCUUGAGUUUUCAUUAAAGGGUAAUGUUCAUUUUUCUUAUGAUAUGGUUUUGGAAGGUAUUAGAUGUUUGCUUCUGAUUGUGUGCACAAUUUCAAGCAUAGAAUCUAAUCUGUAGUGUCCUUUGGCAA